Molecule: messenger RNA, 4095 nt
Organism: Candida albicans SC5314
Lineage: Eukaryota; Fungi; Ascomycota; Pichiomycetes; Serinales; Debaryomycetaceae
Gene: LPI9
Product: protein phosphatase regulator
Exons: 1
Coding region: 1-4095 (1364 amino acids)
Biological process (GO): nucleocytoplasmic transport; activation of GTPase activity
Cellular component (GO): perinuclear region of cytoplasm; cytosol; nucleus
Molecular function (GO): small GTPase binding; GTPase activator activity
Source: RefSeq, a predicted model, not a curated record
AUGACCAGUAAUCUGCCACCACUUGGUUCUACAACUAACGAUCAGAGACUACCCCAAAGCGGAGUUUCAUCCAUACCCACAAAUAAAUUGCCUUUACCUAAUGCCAAUGAAGAUUUUGCCACGGGUGUGUCGAAUGGAGAUGUUGACUGGCUAUUUCGAGGUAAAUCAAAGAAAUUGGGGAAAAAGAUGGCUAACAACAAUGCCAAUAAGGAUGAACGAAAGAAUAGUCAUGGUAACAUCAAAAACUCAGAAAAAACUACCGCAAAACCCAAUGAAACUAAACAUGAGUCUAAUGGUGAGAAGUUAGAAUCCAAAGAAACAAAAUCAGAAAAGCCAACAAAGCAUACAACGACUGGGAACCCAAAAGCACCUACCAAUGGACAAAUCUCAAAUGUAACACCAAGUCAACCAAGUCCGAAACAGACCACUUCUGGGUCAACAAAUGCAAAUGAUAUACCUCCAAUUUCUCCUAAACAACCAGAAAAGGCAUCAAAGUUGAAUAAACUAAAAAUUGGGCGUUCAAGAUCGUCUUCUGCAUCAACAGUCGUACCUUCAUCUACAACAGCUUCAACUACUACUAAUCCUGGAGAUCCUAAAAGUCAACCAAAAAGACGGAGCAGUAGUUUUAACUUUGUUACUCCUUCCUUGACGAGUGAUUUGGCAUAUGACGAUCCUGCAUUGGUAUCUCAAUUAUCAAACAAUUCAAAUUCUCUGAACUCAUCCUCGCCUAAUGUUUCUCGUUCAAAUAGCAAAAAAGGUGGGUUAUUCAGUUCACUUUCAUCAAAAUUUAGAUCAAGCUCGGCUUCAUCUAAACAACCACAACUGCAUUCAUCGUCUACACCAUCAACCACAACGACAAAUGGUGGCGGUAACUCGUCCGCUGCUCCAAAAUCAUCCCAUCACUCCCCCAAAUUUAAUCCUUCACUUGUUGGUCCAGUAUCAAAGCACAAUCGAGAAGCUGAAGAUUUGGUGUCUCUUACCAAUACUUUGCCUGCUGGGAGUGGAAUACCAAUUAAACGUAAACCAUCAAUAUCGGGAAAUUCAAUUUUCAAAGAUUCAUUUCUCGAUGAUGCAAGUUCUUCACCGUCAUCUUCAUUAAACUCUGAUGGGGGGCUUAAGUUUUUCAGGAGACGUUCCUCUGUGGCAUCUACACCAUCAACACACGCGUCAACACCUCGAGUGAUUUUGAACAAAAACCCCAAUAGGAGAAAAGUACCCAUUGAAGAAAUAUCUGAAGUUCGAUUGCGUCGGGUUACCUUUUCUGUUGAUAAACUCGAGCACGAUCCGCAACAGCAGAUUCCUUCAAGAAGACCUAAACGAGGUAAUGUUUUAAUUCCACAGGACAUCAAUGCACCACCUCCAAGACUAUGUCUUGGGAUUUCAGUUAAUGAACCAAAUAAUAAAGAUGACGGUAAAUCACACAACCAUUCCAAAUAUAGUGAUCAUGAAAUUGCAUUAGCUGAAGAUGCUCAACGCCGAGCAAUUAUUGAAGCAGAAAAACAUGCUCAAGAAGCUCAUCGACAAGCCAAAAAGAUUGCUCAAGAAGUUUCUGGGUAUAGAUCACAUAGAUUCAUAUCCAUUAAAGAAGGUGGUAGUGUUGGUAAUUCUAACACCAACGGCAACGACAAUGACGAAGAUGAUGAUGAGGUUGAAGAAGCAGUUGAUAAGAAAUUGGCAAAUGAUGUUUCUGUGGAUGGACCGUUGCAUGUCCACGAACAACAUUUCGAAGAAGAAAUUGAAAGCAAAACAGGUGAAAAGACCAUUUCAUUGGAAACAAUCUAUACAAGAUGUUGUCAUUUACGAGAAAUUUUACCAAUCCCAGCAACAUUGAAACAAUUGAAAAAUAAGACAGCACCGUUGGAAGUGUUAAAGAUGCUCAACCCAAAACCAACUUUAAUUGAUGUGUUAUCUUUUUCAGAUUUUAUUGCCAUUACACCUAUUAACACGGUCAUUUUUGAUAACGUGACUAUGACAACAGAGAUGUUGAAAAACUUUCUUGGAUCGUUGACAUAUAAUAAACAAUUGGAAAAGUUAUCGUUAAGAAAUGUUUCCAUUGAUGAGUUGGGAUGGAAAUAUUUGUGUGAAUUUUUGGCAACAAAUAAAACAGUUAAGAAAUUGGAUAUAUCACAACAACGUAUCAAGCCAGAUACCCCAGACACAAGCAUUCGUGGUAAUAUGAACUGGGACUUAUUUAUUCGAUCAUUAAUUUUGCGUGGUGGAAUAGAAGAAUUGGUUAUCAAUGGAUGUAAACUAUCCGAUGCAAUAUUUGAAAAGUUCAUCAAUCAAGCGGUUAAGAAGUCAACCUAUCGAUUAGGUAUUGCUGGUAUUGAUUUGAAUGUUAAAAAAUCAGAAAUGGUCACAUCGUGGUUAACUGAUGGUAAUUCUCAAUGUGUUGGUGUUGAUAUUGCUUUUAAUGAUUUGAGCAAGGGACAAUUACGUCCAUUCAUUAAUGCGUUUAACACUGGCAAAGUCAACAAUUUAGUGUUUUUUUCAUUGAAUUCAACCAAUUUACUGAACAUUGAAGAAACUUCUGACUUGAUCAAGUCAUUAAUUAAUGUUAAAACAUUACGAUUUUUAGAUUUAAGUUCCAUACCUAAUAUCUUCCCGAAAAUAAUUACCCAUUUGGACAAAUACUUGCCCAGAUAUCCUAAUCUUCGAAGAAUACAUUUUGAUCUUAAUGAAUUAACCGCACAAGCUAUUGGGUCAUUGGCGGGGUGUUUACUGAAAAUGCCCCAAUUAGUUCAUGUCUCGUUAUUGGGUAAUAGAAAUUUGUCAACUACGUCAGCAGCUACAUUAUACGGAGCAGUUAAACAAUCCAAGACCUUGUUUGCUCUUGAUUUGGACUACGAUUUAAUACCUGAUCAAUUAUCACAACGUAUUGCCUUUUAUUUGAUGAGAAACUUGGAAUACACUUUGAAGCCAUCUCAUGGCGGCAAUAUUGAAAGCAAUCCAGAAAAACCAGAGGAUUUGAUGUAUGAUGGAUCGUUAUUAAUGGAAACAGCUGAAAAAUUAUUAGUUGAAAUAGAAAAGGGUAAGAAAGAGGAUAUCAAAAUGCAAAGAAUUAUAUCCGAUUCAGUAUUGGAAAGAACAAGAUCGAUUCGUAAGGAUAUUCACAAAACCAUUGAUACAUUAUUCGAACAAAGAAAUUUAGGUAAAUUAUCAUUUGAAGGUAAAGAGAAUUUAGUUCGAUUUUGUUUAUUAGAUUCGUCUUUAGAAAAAUUGGUUGUUAUGGUUGAGGAACAUGCCAACGGAUUAUUAUUAACACCAACGACCUCCACGGACGAUCUCAGAAGUAGAGCCAUGUCGCCAUCGGUCACUGUUGAUACAAUCCAUGAAAGUGCAAAUGAGUUGAUUACUGCUGGACCAAUUUUAUCACCACAUGUCAAUAGGAAAGCAGAACAAAGCUCGUAUUUCCCAGUGUUUGCCAAUAAUGAUAAUUUGACCCCUCAUCAAGUUGUCGUUGAGUCAAAUGAUGAAGGUAGAGAUGUUCCAAUAGAUAAAAUGACAGGACGACCAGUUUUGAUUCGAUCAAUUAGUCAAACUUCUGUGCAUGCAAAAGAGCAAGAAAUUGAAGAAGGGGAGCUUCAUAAAUUUGGAUUCUUUAUUCAACAAAAAGAGAGACAAAAACAACAACAACAACAACAACAACAACAGAACUCACACCACCAGCACCAACCGGCCCAGCUGAUCCAACAAGAAAACCAGCUGCCGCUGCCACAACAAGGAAAAUAUGAAGAUUUACCGAUAUUAAAUACAUUACCGUCAGGACCAGAGUUGAGAGAUGCUAUAAUGGCAGCUAAGGGAGUAGCAAAUGUUACUGAAUUAAUUGAUCGAAUUAAUAAUCAUCGUGUUAAAAUCGAUGCACCAUCGACAAAACACCAUCAUGAAUUGAACAAACCAAAUUCUGACAAAGUAGUUGAGGAUGAAGUUGAAGUUUCUGAUAAUGCCUCUAUUGAUUCUACUAAUGGUGACGAUUUACAUCAACUUGGUGACGGUAAACAUAAUGGUAAUGGUACGGUUGAUCCCAUGGUUAGUGAAGUUUAUGACAAGUUGUUAAAUGAUGCUGAACGAGUCAGACUGAAUAGAGAUAUAUAA